GCUGUAGCAGCAACAACAGCAGCAGCAACACAACAGCAACAGCAUCAAACAACUGGCGCACAGCAGCAGCAGCAGCAGCAACAGCAACAAUUGACGCCGCGCAAGAGCAACAUUCACGAGCUGCGCAAUCAGGACUAUGUUAGCCGCCUUAUGGCUGCCACGCCCCCAUAUCUAUACUCAGCGCCCGUUGGCCCCAACAAUUAUUUCUUUAGCGACAUGCUGCGCUCCUUGGUGCAGACGCGCAACAACGAAACCGCACGGGUAUUGCAGCUGCAACAGCAACAACAGCAACAGCAGCAACAGCAGCAGCAACAGCAACAACAGCAGCAACAACAACAGCAGGCGGCAUUAGUGCGACGUUCUCGUAAACGCUCCUGGUCACACCGGCCGUACUACGAGCAACUGCGCGAACGACGCGACGCCGAGGAGAAGCAGCAGCAACAGCAGCAGCAGCAACAGCAGCAGCAACAGCAGCAGCAACAGCAACAGCAGCAACAGCAGCAGCAACAGCAGCAGCAGCAACAGCCACACUCAAACAGCGCGGCAACAACUGAAAAACCGCUGGAGUUAACCAAUAAGUCAGCUGCCACGCCCACACCGACACCCACAACAACGCCCACGCCCACAUCCACAUCGUAUGGCUACAGCAAGCUGGAGACGAAAUCCUUGACAAAGGCCACACUGGGCGGGGCUGUGGACAACAGCUUGCUGGAGAAUACGCCGCCGGCAGCAUCUUUGCCGCCGCAGGAUUUGGUGUUGCCACCGCCGCCGCCAGUUUGGUAUCCACCAUUGUAUGCCCCGUAUGGCAUCGAUCCGCUGCACUUCUUCAUCGAUCUGCGCGUCUCCGGGCACAUUUACGAUCGCAAAAAGGAGAAUGUCUCGCCGCUGUCCAACAGCAACAUGUUGCCGACAGAGGAUACAGCUGGCGCAGCGGCGGCAGCAACUGGUGCUGCGGCUGGAGUGGCUGGCGUAGCUGGUGGAGGCGGUGGAGCAGUUGCUGGCGGCAUUGGUUUGGCCAGCAGCAACAAUUUGUUGAGCAAACAGCGUCAUGGAUCCGCCUUCACCGUGCCCAUACCCAAGUCAGCGCAGCAGGAUGCCAUCAAUUUGAGUGCCGCAAGCAGCUCGGCCGGCAUCGGUGUUGGUGCACUGAACAAAUUCGAGCACUAUGCCAAAUACUAUGAUCUCGGCGAGAGCAAGGAGAACCAACCGGCAGCAACAGCUGCGGCUGCCGCUGCUGCUGCUGCUGCAGCAGCGAAUCUAUCGAAAUCCGGUGCCAGCUAUAUGCUGCAGCAUCUGCCACGCCUCUACAGUCAGUUUGCCGCACAGCAGCAGCAGCAACAGCAGCAGCAGCAGCAACAGCAGUUGCAGCAUCGAGAGACGGACACCAAGUCAGAGUCGGCAGACCUGUGCGAUGAGGAUUCGCUGGGACGGGGCUCCAGUGACAUUGGGGGCGCUUUGUUGGAGACGGAGAGCAGCAGCCUGCAGCACGAUCGGGAUAUCGAUGUUGAGAUCAUUGAUUCCAUCAAGUAUCGCACAGAUGGCGAGAGCAGUCGCUGCUCCAGCAACGAUGAGGCAUCCGUUACCCAAAUCGACUAAGUUCACCAACAUUUACAGCCCAAUAAAAAUCGAAUUCAAAU
Molecule: messenger RNA, 1637 nt
Organism: Drosophila grimshawi
Lineage: Eukaryota; Metazoa; Arthropoda; Insecta; Diptera; Drosophilidae
Product: AF4/FMR2 family member lilli-like
Exons: 1
Source: RefSeq, a predicted model, not a curated record